UUGCCGCUGGGGCAGGCGCCACGAUAUCGUCAAUGCGCAAACACAUUACGGCGAAACAUAGGGGACGCUGGUAAUGCCUUGAAGCGCAAGUGCGUGAAGCAUAGCUUAAUCGUUUGCAUACACGCUGGGACCCUCCUGCUGAAGAUGAUAGGUGGCGGUUUUGGAGGUUUGGCAGGUUCGGCGUCGGCGGACGCAGUCCACCGCGGGAUAGGUCUUCUUCCCGCUGUCGAACGCGUCGCAGUGAUAACCGUACGCGAGGCACGCACGGGGUGCACCGAAGAUUUCGCCGGAUACGGUGUGCCCUGCGAGAUCGGCCAUUACUCUGUGCAAGGGGAACAGUGCGAGUAUGUCGAUGGUGCCAUUCAAAAGAGGUAUCUGCGCGCGUCAAUCCCCUCGAAUUCCGACUGGGAUCUCAACAUCGGAUACGAAUAUGCACAGCACAGAACGGGAGAAAGCUCGCCGUCGACGCAUAAUCUACUUCGCUGGAUUAUGCGGAACAAGGACAAAGUGGUGACGCCUUCGUCGCAGGAAGCUGAGAGCCCACGCACGCAUUUUGUUUGCGGCCGGUACACUUUGGCAACACUUCUGCGCACACCGUUCGAAGAAGAUGAAGCCUGGAGGAUAGCGGCUUGUCGGCAUAGAGACAUCGUGUACAUGCGUACCAUUCCUAGGAAGGAAGGAGUUGAGCGGUCCCUCAGUGACAUUCGCGACCCGCAUCGGCAUCGCCUGUCCUACUGUGGCAAGAAGUUCCAGCUCCUCAUGACCACGGAUGAAGCUGGAGCUGCCCCCAAGGAGAAUGAAGUCGUCAGCGAAAGCGAUGCAUACAACGUCGUCCUCCGAUGCCAGCUGGGAUCGCACUCCAUCGUACUAGGCGCCGAAGUUAAAGCGGUGGACCCCUCUGUUCAAUGCGAGCCGGGUUCUACAGCUGGAUACGUGGAGUUCAGGACAUAUGGCGGCAAGUUCAAGAAGAAGAACCGGUACAGGUUCUACAGGCACGUGUUGCUACGCUGGUGGGCCCACUGCCGCUUGGCCGGGUGCCCGAAGGCAUUUUGCGGUUUUCGCAACGAAAGUGGAAUGAUCUUUUCUAUCGAGGAGUUUGACGUUAUAAGGAUGCCGGAGAAGGCUGCGGGAAAAUGGUCGGAAGACGUAUGCAUGAAAUUCUGCGACAAGCUGCUUUCCUUCAUCAAACGGCGUGUUGAAGAGAAUGACGGAAGGUCUGGAAAGCCUACCUUUUCGAGUACGUGCCUACUUCAGGUGAAGUUGUCUGCACGCGCCUGACAGAUCCCGGGAACGUUUACGGGCUGCCAGAUUGGUUUCUGGAGGCGUUCGAAGGCUAUUGAAGUGUCCACAUCAGCUGCUGUCCUAAUCGCACUUCAUGCGGUGAUUUCAUGACAGCUGUUCUAAAGACUUUUUUUUAAAAGACAAAGGGGUUGAUAUUUCCUGUGUGCCCCGCAAAACGAUCUUGGUGAAGAUGUAGGACGGUCACACAUUGCCUUAUGCAAGUUCCGAAGUAUCUUGUUUAGAUUAUGUCAUUCUGGCAAAAUUAUUGUUGUUUUUUAUCAUGUUUCAUAGAGCUAAUGCUUUUGAAUUUUAACGCCUGAUGGACAGUGCUGUAUAAAUGUCGAAAUAUUUUAGGUAAUUGCACUACAAUGUAAACGAACGGUUAAAGAACUCAAUAUUCAUUGACGACGCAGGCACAAAAAUAAAUACUUUUUGCACCUG
Dermacentor albipictus is the source of this 1722-nucleotide messenger RNA. Its product is annotated as decapping and exoribonuclease protein-like. Gene Ontology annotation, cellular component: nucleus; cytosol. Gene Ontology annotation, biological process: nuclear-transcribed mRNA catabolic process; NAD-cap decapping. Gene Ontology annotation, molecular function: mRNA 5'-diphosphatase activity. The record is from RefSeq and is a predicted model, not a curated record. Lineage: Eukaryota; Metazoa; Arthropoda; Arachnida; Ixodida; Ixodidae.